CACUCAAAGCUCGAAUAACAUGAGAUUUAGUAUUAUUUUUAAAUUUCAAAGAAUCAAAACCAACGCAUAACACUAGUUAGCUGAUUUUCAAAAUUUUAUCCGGUCUUCAAAAGGUAGCCAGUCGCAGCCAGUCGAUCAGGCCAAUGAUGAUGCCUCAAUUUGUGUUCUGGAGGAGGGAUGCCAAAAAGACCCAGCUGGAGCAGAUCUCGCCCAUCUGGAGGGAUUUGAAUGCUACAUUUGUGACGGUUCUCAGCUGGAGUUGGCUCAUCUACGCACUUUCCGCACUGGUAAUCAUCACUUGUGCAUAUUUCGCUUAUUGUGAGCGCUGCCGAAGAACUGAAUCAGUGCGACGACGACGGGUGAUUCAAAGAGCUCAAGAGCGACCGCCACAAAAGCGACGACCGAAUGCGGCCUAUCGGGAUCACCAGAUCUACCGCCACAUCAUCCUCAGCGUGGCCAAGUACAUGAAGAAUCCGGAUGGUAUUCGACCCUUUAUAGAACACAUGGAGCAGCUAUAUCCACUCAGGCAUAACUUGGCCGAUCAGCAGCAGGUGGCCGAACCAAGUGCUGGAGAAGAUUAGUGAUCAGGGAGGUAAAACCAAAAGAUUUGAAUCCAAAAUUAAUAGAAUAAAUACUGCGAAAAUU
Molecule: messenger RNA, 645 nt
Organism: Drosophila melanogaster (fruit fly)
Lineage: Eukaryota; Metazoa; Arthropoda; Insecta; Diptera; Drosophilidae
Exons: 3
Coding region: 144-581 (145 amino acids)
Source: RefSeq, marked reviewed